CUUAAAAAUCUGUUAUACGCAUGUGUAAUGAAACGUCAACAAAAUUGACUUCCUGUGUUCUAGAAACAGAAUGUAAACACAUUUUCUUCGUUUUAGGUGUUAAUACUAGAAUUGAUAUAGUUUUAAUGAAAUGAAAAGCAUUAAGUAAAGUAAAAUGAGUUCCACUACACAGACACCAGAAGGAGCGGAAGGUGGGUGUGAUGUUCCGCCGAACAAAUCUGAGACACCAGAAAACGAAGACUCCACAUUUUAUGAAUGUAACAUUUGUCUUGACACUGCCAAAGAUGCUGUUGUCAGCAUGUGUGGUCAUUUGUUUUGCUGGCCAUGUCUACAUCAGUGGUUAGAAACAAGACCUAACAGAAAACUGUGUCCAGUUUGUAAAGCUGGAAUAGAUAAAGAUAAAGUAAUACCUAUUUAUGGCAGAGGGUCAACAGAUAAAACUGACCCAAGAGAAAAGUUGCCUCCAAGACCCCCAGGUCAAAGAGCAGAACCUGAAAAUAAUGGAGGGGCUUUCCCUGGAUUUGGAUUGGGUGAUGGAGGAUUCCAGAUGUCGUUUGGUAUUGGAGCUUUUCCUUUUGGAAUAUUUGCAUCAGCGUUUAAUUUUAAUGAUGGAAGACCUGCUCCAGCCGCACCGGGUUCACCACAUCACACAGAGGAACAAUUCCUGUCUAAAGUUUUCUUAUGGGUGGCCGUGUUGUUUAUGUUUUGGCUGCUUAUCGCAUGAUUCUGUUAUGAAUGGAUGAUACUAAGAUUGAAAGGGCAUGUGGUGUGCAGAUAGAAUGAGUGGACUUGGAUGAAAAUUAAUAUAUUGAUUAUAUUUAGUUUAGAAAUCAAAUUAUUCUGAAACGCUACAUGUAUCGAGAAUGUUAUAAGGAGACUGAAUUUGAAAACCAGUCAAGAAAGUAAAUUGAAAUUGACUUUUGAUUUAUUUACUUAUUUGCAAAACAAUGAUUUGUAUAUUUUGAUGUAUAAAUUCAUUUUCAAAUUGGUUGAUUUCUAAAAAAUGAACAUUCUUUGUUUAUCAUAUAUAUUUCUAUAAUUUAUUAACAGGGUAAUUUAAUAUGAUUAUAAUUUGUAUCAGUAUUUGUUCCUACUAAUGCAAUAUCUUGUCAAAUAUUUGUGAUUUUUUUGCCAAAAGAGAUAUAUGAUUUGUUACACAUGCAAUUUGCAAAAAUCGCAGUAAUAAACCUGAUAAAUGCACAUUAUAAUUUUUAUAAUUUCAGAUUUACAGUAUGCCCUGCAAGUCAAAUGAUCUGAGCUGAAACCUUAUGUUUCUUUAAUAUUAUAUUAUGUUAUGUUAUCCCAACAACCUCCCAACAAUCUUAUUGUUUAUUGUGCAAUAGAGUGUUAUUUAUAUAUUCUAAAGAUACAACUUACAAAUACUAAGUUUACAUGUAGGCACACUACUAAGGUCACCUCCAACCCCAAAUACAUACCAGAUAGUUAUUUCUAAAAAAAAAUUCAUAUUAUAUUAAAUUUGCUUCAAAUGAUUUUUUUAUUAUGCCUAAAAAUUUAUAAAUAUAGCUAGACAAUUAUGCACACAUGAGAGUAAAAUUAUUUUUGAUUGAAAACAGGAAAUGAAGUUGUGUGCAACAUGUGAAAUUGCAAGCACUAUUAUUACAAUGAUAAGCGGAAACAUCAUUUUGACAAAACAAUAAGCUGGAUCUGGGAUCAGAACCCCCCAUUGAGACCACCUUAUAUAAAUUGAUCUAUAUUGGUAUAUCCUAGUCUGAAUGCUUUGUGAGCUUGUUUCAUUUAUAAAGGCAUUAUCAAUGUUUUUUUUUGUUUAUGGUUGAUAAGUUUUGUUGUUAUAUUUUUCGUAUUAAGAAAUGAAUGGAAACUUCGAUUUAUAUUUUUUCAUCUUAAGACAUACUUGAUUAGAAACUUUGAUUCAUUAAAAUUAACUGUUGUUUUAGAGGUCAAUGGUACAAUCAUGUGAUAUAUUGUAUAGAAUUUUAUUCCUUGUUAUUUGCUAAUAAAACAGUAUUACUGUAGGUUCAUUAUUAUUCGUUGGAUACAAUUUUCGUAGAUUUUGUUGAUACAGGUGAACCACGAAAUUAAAUGUUCCAGGACUGACAAAUUUCCAAUAGACUUGUAUGCAGACUUUGGCAUAACCACAAAAUUAAAUAUCCACAAACAUGUAAGUUUCCUUCAUCCACCAAAAUUGACACCAAUGUAAUUACUAUGAAUCUAUAGUAUGUGUUUGUUAUUUAUUAUUCUCAGAUUAAAAUGUUGUGUUUGUGUAUGGUACUUUAAUGAGAGAUUGUUGUUGUCUUUAUGCAGAGAAUAGAUAUAUAUGUGUGUGUCUGUGAUAGUGUACAAACAGAAAUACUAAUAAAUAUAUUACAGAGUACACUA
Messenger RNA from Mytilus trossulus (common blue mussel), 2358 nucleotides. Its product is annotated as E3 ubiquitin-protein ligase RNF185-like. NCBI's taxonomy places the organism in Eukaryota, Metazoa, Mollusca, Bivalvia, Mytilida, Mytilidae. The transcript is spliced from 5 exons. Gene Ontology annotation, cellular component: endoplasmic reticulum. Gene Ontology annotation, biological process: ubiquitin-dependent protein catabolic process. Bases 155 to 724 code for a protein of 189 amino acids. Gene Ontology annotation, molecular function: metal ion binding; ubiquitin-like protein conjugating enzyme binding; ubiquitin protein ligase activity. The record is from RefSeq and is a predicted model, not a curated record.